Hyaloscypha bicolor E is the source of this 4710-nucleotide messenger RNA. RefSeq lists its product as uncharacterized. Gene Ontology annotation, molecular function: DNA binding; ATP binding; ATP-dependent chromatin remodeler activity. The record is from RefSeq and is a predicted model, not a curated record. Bases 1 to 4710 code for a protein of 1569 amino acids. Gene Ontology annotation, biological process: regulation of transcription by RNA polymerase II; nucleosome organization. NCBI's taxonomy places the organism in Eukaryota, Fungi, Ascomycota, Leotiomycetes, Helotiales, Hyaloscyphaceae. Gene Ontology annotation, cellular component: chromatin; nucleus. The transcript has 6 exons.
AUGGCUUCCCCACCAUCAUCUACAACGUUGUUGAAGUCGACAUCGGCGCUGCCUCUUCUCAAUGGACACGUUUCUCCAUUGGCAAGCUCUACCCUCACGAACGACGAUGCUCCAUAUGACAGUGAAUCUGACCUGUCCGAGGUUGCCAAAUCUAUUGUCGACGAACCCUCACCGGCGCCAUCAAGAAAUCGCCAAUCCGAGUUUGGAGCUCAAGAUACUGAUGCCUCCGAGUCCUCCGCUGCAGAGGUUCAGGAUGAAUCUGAUGAUGCUGACUUCGACAUGGAAGACAGCCCACCUCACACAGCUCCAGAUAGAGCCCGUCAGGAGCGCUCAACCUCCGCCGAGUCUCGUCGUCCUGCGAAGCGAAAGCUAGGCCUCGAGGAUGAGCACAUUCUGGCCAACCCAGAGCUAUACGGUCUGCGAAGAAGUGGCCGUCCAGUCCAACACCGGACUAUCAUUGAAUCAGAUGAUGACGAGAACGACGACUCUGAGUCUGAUGUUGUUCCCGCUCAUAGGACGAAACGAAGAAAGCCGGAGCGAUCACAGCCAUCAUCGAAGCGUGAGACCCCAAUUCUCCGGUCAGCAUCCGGAUCCGAUUCGGACACAGACACCUACGGCGGCGCGCGAGCCCGAAGCACGACGAAGAAGCAUCGUCGCCGCCAGCUCGAAUCCGGAAAUCUUGCUCCCAUAUACCAAGAAAAGAGAUGGAACAGCCGCAGGGCUGCCCAAGUUACGGUUGGUGCUUAUCAGGAGAGUGAUGCCGAGAUGGAAGACGAAUCCGAAAUGAUGACACCAAACUAUUGGGCUGGCGAUACGGAGGAUACUACACCAUAUAUUGACGUCGUCCUCAAACACCGGCUCAAAGAAGGAAAAGAUAUCAACGAAGAAGACCUGGGUCGAGACGACUUCGAAUAUUAUAUAAAAUGGCAGGGCAAAUCGCACUAUCAUGCCACUUGGGAGACGACAUCUUCCCUAACAGGCAUGCGGGGCUUCCGCCGUUUAGAGAACUACUAUAGAAAGAUUGUCCUUGAGGAUAUAUAUAUGGCACGUGGCGACGACAUACCCCCCGAAGAAAAGGAAAAAUGGAUGCUGGAUCGGGAACGCGACUCUGAUGCCCUCCUUGACUACACCAAGGUCGAGCGGGUUAUCGGCACAAGAGAUGGUGAGGAUGAGACCGAAUACUACGUAAAGUGGAAGGGUCUUUACUACGAAUCUUGCACUUGGGAGGCGGCUUCGCUGGUGAGCAAGAUUGCUCAAGACGCAAUAGACCGCUUCUUGGAUCGUAGCUCGCGGUCAUUGACAUCGAAUCGAGAGGAGUCAAACCCCAACACUCGAGGCUCUCACGUGCCAAUCAGAGAGCAACCGUCUUAUAUAAAGAACGGCCAACUUCGAGACUUCCAAAUCACCGGCCUCAACUUCUUGGCAUACAAUUGGACGAAGAACAAGAAUGUCAUCCUUGCGGACGAGAUGGGGUUGGGCAAGACUGUCCAAACAGUAUCUUUCAUGAAUUGGCUUCGCCAUGACAGACAUCAGGAAGGACCCUUCCUUGUUGUGGUGCCGUUGACAACUAUCCCCGCCUGGGCUGAUACAUUCGACCAUUGGGCUCCAGACGUCAAUUAUGUCAUCUACAACGGCAAAGAGACUUCACGCUCAAUCAUCCGUGAGUAUGAGUUGCUGUCCUCUGGAAAUGUGAAGAGACCCAAGUUCAAUGUCCUACUCACCUCAUACGAGUACAUUCUUGCCGAUGCUACAUUUCUCGCUCAGAUCAAGUGGCAAUUCAUGGCUGUUGAUGAAGCACAUCGCUUGAAGAAUCGGGAGUCGCAAUUAUACCAAAAGCUACUUGAUUUCAAGGCGCCGAGUCGGUUAUUGAUUACGGGUACGCCAGUUCAAAACACAUUGGGGGAGUUAUCAGCUCUGAUGGACUUCCUUAUGCCCGGCGAGCUAGACAUCGAGGAGAACAUGGAUUUGACCGAAGAAGCUGCUGGUGAGAAGAUUGCCGCACUCACCAAUAAGAUCCAACCCUACAUCCUUCGCCGUACAAAGCAGAAGGUCGAGAAUGAUUUGCCUCCUAAGAGUGAAAAAAUCAUUCGUGUGGAGCUCUCCGAUGUUCAAUUAGACUACUACAAGAACAUCCUCACCCGCAACUACGCUGCUCUCAAUGAAGGGGCGAAGGGGCAGAAACAGUCACUUCUCAACAUCAUGAUGGAGCUGAAAAAAGCCAGUAAUCAUCCUUAUAUGUUCCCAAAUGCCGAGGAGAAGAUAUUGAAAGGAAGCGAGAGACGUGAGGAUCAAUUGAAAGGUCUGAUCGCCAGUAGUGGGAAAAUGAUGUUGUUGGAUCGACUUUUGACAAAGUUGAAAAGAGACAAUCAUCGAGUCCUCAUCUUCAGUCAGAUGGUGAAGAUGCUUGACAUUCUCGGCGACUAUCUACAGCUCCGUGGUUACCAGUUUCAGCGUCUUGAUGGCACCAUCGCCGCGGGUCCUCGUCGCAUGGCUAUCGACCACUUUAAUGCCGACGAUAGCAACGACUUUUGCUUUCUUCUCUCUACGCGAGCUGGUGGUCUUGGGAUCAAUUUGAUGACAGCAGAUACGGUCAUCAUCUUCGAUUCUGACUGGAACCCCCAGGCAGACCUCCAAGCCAUGGCUCGCGCACAUCGUAUCGGUCAGAAGAAACCGGUCAGUAUCUAUCGACUUGUCUCAAAAGAGACCGUCGAAGAGGAGGUCCUUGAGCGAGCUCGAAACAAGCUCAUGCUUGAGUUCAUCACUAUUCAGAGAGGCGUCACCGACAAGGAGAAGAAAGAGCUCCGAGAAAAGGCAGUUAAGGCUGGGAAGAUUGAUGAUCCCAAAUCAUCCGAAGAUAUCUCGAGGAUUCUCAAACGCAGAGGCCAAAAGAUGUUCGAACAGUCUGGUAACCAGCGAAAGCUCGAGGAACUCGACAUUGACUCGGUACUUGAGAAUGCCGAAGAACAUAAGACUGAGGUUCCUGAGGGCAUGGUUGCUGACGGUGGUGAAGACUUCCUCAAAAGCUUCGAGUACACUGAUGUCAAGAUCGAUCUUGAAUGGGACGACAUUAUCCCCAAAGAUCAACUUGCAGGAAUCAAGGCAGAAGAAGAGAGACGUGCUCAUGAAGAAUAUCUUGCUAAGGUCGUCGAGGAAAAUGCACCACGUAAAGCUGCUAUGAAGAAUACGGCUGAGUACGAGAGAGAGCAGCGACUAGCAAAAAAGAGAGAGCGCGAUCAAGCCAAGCAAGAUGAACUUGACGAGAAGAGAGAAGCGCAAGCCAAUCUUGCCGAUCCCAAGCGAGAGUUGAAUGAGAAGGAGGCCAGAAACCUUUUCCGAGCUUUUCUUCGAUAUGGAUCCAUUGAAGAGCGUGGAGAGGAGCUGGUCAAGGACGCCCGUCUUGUCGGUCGUGACAUAGACUUGUUACGAUCUGUCAUUAAGGCCAUUACGGAUGAAAGUGAGAAACGGCUGAGGGACGAUGCUGCGAGGAUCGAAGCCAUGGAGCGCGAGGCGAACAAACCCUUGACCAAGAAAGACAAAAAGGCUGUUCUUUUCGACUUUCUGGGCGUCAAAAGGCUCAACGCAGAAACUGUCAUCGAGCGUCCCGGCGAGAUGAGAAUGUUGAAAGAUCUCAUCAACUCUUCAUCCGACUUCAAGAACUUCCGUGUUACCGAUGCUUCAAAAGCCGCCCACUACUCCUGUGACUGGGGUGCUAGAGAGGAUGGUAUGUUACUUGUUGGCAUCCACCGGCAUGGCUAUGGCGCCUGGGUUCAGAUCAGAGAUGAUCCCGAUCUUGGGCUCAAGGAAAAGUUCUUCCUAGAGGAGCACCGAGUCGACAAGAAAGAGGAGCGCAAUAAGGGGGACGAAAAAGUAGCAAAAGCACCCGGUGCUGUUCACCUGGUUAGACGUGCGGACUACCUUCUUUCUGUCCUGAAGGCGAAAUACUUCGAUAACCAAGCUGCGAAGCUUGCCGUUGCGAAUCAUCAUAGAAACAACAAAAAGCAUGACCGUACUAACGGCCAUCGUCGAUCUGAAACGAGAGGCUCAGUAUCGGCUUCUCCGGCGCCUCAAUCGAAGAAGAUUCACCGCCACUCUGAGCACCAUAGUCGCGAUCGAGAAAAGGAUCGUGCACACAGCCAUGGCAAUUCACACGGUAAUUCGAGUACCGAUCCUCGUCGACACGGCAGCACAGAUGUCGCUACGCCCAAGUCAGGCUCUAGGGAUUUGAAGAGGAAGCUCAGUGGGCCAGAGGAGGAUCGUCAUCAUGAUCGCCACAGCAAGCAGCGUAAGUCAGAGAACGGCCAUUCAAAGUCGGGCCAUGAGCAAGAAGCUAUGCUCCGCCUCAUAUUUAAGGAUAUUAAGGACAGCCUCAAGCGUGUCCAGUCGGCCACGAAGGACCGCAUCAAGUCGCAAAAGGAACGUGCCAAUGUCAUGAAGGUAGAACUUGUCACCAUUGGCAACUUCAUCGAAAAUUUAGCCCAAGAGAGUCAGGAGGAGGAUGUUUCUGAUUCGGACCUCCGAAAGCGCUUCUGGGUCUACGUUGCUGGGUUCUGGCCUCUCGAUCCAAGUCCGCCAGGGACACAACUCGAGAACAUGUACAAGAAGAUUCUCAAGAAUCAGGCAGAAGAAGCCCAAGCCAAGAAAGCCGGUAAUCUUCCAGCGGCAGAUGCUAGUGGCUCAUCCGGUUCAUCGACUGCGAUCGUUAAGAAUUAA